Molecule: messenger RNA, 1773 nt
Organism: Octopus sinensis (East Asian common octopus)
Lineage: Eukaryota; Metazoa; Mollusca; Cephalopoda; Octopoda; Octopodidae
Product: proteoglycan 4-like
Exons: 5
Coding region: 1-1773 (590 amino acids)
Source: RefSeq, a predicted model, not a curated record
AUGUCUGGCCCACCAAUUCGCUUAAUGGAGAAUCCAAAUGCUAAACCAGUCACCCACCAUAUGCUCAUACCAGUCCUGGUUCUUUGGCAAGAGGAAGUGAAAGCAGGUAUCGACUGGAACAUUCCAUUUGGAGUUAUCAAGCCUAUCCCCAUUGGUACAAACCGAAGCCGAAGCCCGAAGCUGAACCCGAAGCCGAAGCCGAAGCCGAAGCCAAGGCCGAACCCGAACCCGAGCCCGAACCCGAAGAAGCCGAAGCCAAAGCCGAAGCCCGAAGCUGAACCCGAAGCCGAAGCCGAGGCCGAAGCCGAAGCCGAACCCGAACCCAAACCAGAACCCGAACCAGAACCUGAACCCAAACACGAACCCAAAGCCAAAGCCGAAGAAUCUGAAGCCGAACCCGAACCCGAACCCACCGAACCCGAAUCCGAAGCUGAACCCGAACCCGAACUCGCCGAAGCCGAACCCGAACCCAAACCCGAACCUGAACCCGAUCCCGAACCCGAAGAAUCUGAAGCCGAACCCGAACCCAAACCCGAAGAAGCCGAAGCCGAAGAAGCCGAAGAAGCCGAACGCGAACCCGAACCUGAAGAAGCCGAAGAAGCCGAAGCCGAAUCCGAAGAAGCCAAAGCCGAAGAAGCCGAAGCCAAAGCCAAACCCGAAGCCGAAGCUGAACCCGAAGCUAAAGCCGAGGCCGAACCCGAACCUGGACCUGAAGAACCCGAACCCGAACCCGAACCGAACCCGAACCCGAAGCCGAACCCGAACCCGAACCUGUACUCGAAGCCGAACCCGAGCCCAAACCUGAAGCCAAAGCCGAAGCCGAACCCAAACCCGAAGAAGCCGAAGCCGAACCCAAACCCGAAGAAGCCGAAGCUGAAUCCAAAGAAGCCGAAGCCCGAAGCUGAACCCGAAGUCGAAGCCGAACCCGAACCCGAAGCCGUAGCCGAACCUGAACCCGAACCCAAACUUGAACCCGAACCCGAAGCCGAAGCCGAAGCCGAACCCGAUCCCGAACCCGCCGAAGCCAAACCCGAAGCCGAAGAAAGCCGAAGCCGAACCGAACCCAAACCUGAACCCGAACCCGAACCCGAACCCAAACCCGAAUCCGAACUCGAACCUGAACCCGAACCCGAACCCGAACCCGAAGAAGCCGAACCCGAAGCCGAAGCUGAACCCAAAGCCGAAGCCGAAGCCGAGGCCGAAGCCGAAGCCGAAGCCGAACCCGAACCCGCACCCGAACCCGAACCCGAACCCACACCUGAACCCGAAGCUGAACCGAACCCGAGCGCGAACCCGAACCUGAAGAAGCCGAAGAAGCCGAAGCCGAAUCCGAAGAAGCCAAAGCCGAAGAAGCCGAAGCCAAAGCCAAACCCGAAGCCGAAGCUGAACCCGAAGCUAAAGCCGAGGCCGAACCCGAACCUGGACCUGAAGAACCCGAACCCGAACCCGAACCCGAACCUGAACCCGAAGCCGAACCCGAACCCGAACCUGUACUCGAAGCCGAACCCGAGCCCAAACCUGAAGCCAAAGCCGAAGCCGAACCCAAACCCGAAGAAGCCGAAGCCGAACCCAAACCCGAAGAAGCCGAAGCUGAAUCCAAAGAAGCCGAAGCCCGAAGCUGAACCCGAAGUCGAAGCCGAACCCGAACCCGAAGCCGUAGCCGAACCUGAACCCGAACCCAAACUUGAACCCGAACCCGAAGCCGAAGCCGAAGCCGAACCCGAUCCCGAACCCGCCGAAGCCAAACCCGAAGCCGAAGAAGCCGAAGCCUAA